Messenger RNA from Myiozetetes cayanensis, 5103 nucleotides. It is a transcript of the gene SP5, whose product is annotated as Sp5 transcription factor. Gene Ontology annotation, biological process: regulation of transcription by RNA polymerase II. The record is from RefSeq and is a predicted model, not a curated record. Lineage: Eukaryota; Metazoa; Chordata; Aves; Passeriformes; Tyrannidae. The coding region runs from base 684 to 1787 and encodes 367 amino acids. Gene Ontology annotation, molecular function: DNA-binding transcription factor activity, RNA polymerase II-specific; RNA polymerase II cis-regulatory region sequence-specific DNA binding. The transcript has 2 exons.
CUGUUACUUUGGGUCAUUAAACACUAUCAGAGGGAUCUGGAGGCAGAUUUCUCGAGCGAUAACAAAGACACGUUGUCACUUUAGGGCUCUGCCACAAAUCCUUAAUUGCCCCCAAAAAAAUUUAAAAAAAAAAAAAAAGGAGGGGGGAAUCCAGUGUCUUGCACAUCCAAGGCGAGGGUCUCUAGGCGGUAAGGGGUCCUUUGAUCAAGAAAAUCCAAUUAUUUGUGUAUAUACAUUUCCCACAUAGUGAUUACUUCAUUAAUUGUCCCGCCUUUAUCUCCUCCCUUCCCAUCCCCCCUAAUAAUCAGUUCUUUUAUCCAGACCAACAAACACACCAUAGGAGCUUUGUGGAUUCAAAGGAUUUGCUUUCGCUUCUGAAAGAGCCGCUAUUCUUUGAUGAUUGGGUAGCGGCAAACUUCAAAGCCAUAAAUCUUCCCUCUGACUGGUUGGCGGCCCAGCAAAGUCCUUAUCAAAUUCUUGGAGGUGAUCCUGGCGCAGUCAGACAGUCCGCGGAGAUCGCGCAGUGCGGGGGGGUGGGACGCGCACGGAGGCGAAGAGAUCAGAAGAAACGGGAGAGAAGAGGGGGAGAGAGAAGGAAACUGGGCAGCUUCUCAUCUUCCCCUCGGCGUCCUCAUGCCUCGGCAGUGCCCCGGCGCCUUCCCCUCGCCCCGGGCGCAGUAGCCAUGGCCGCGGUGGCUGUCCUCCGGAACGACUCCCUCCAGGCUUUCCUCCAGGACCGCACACCCAGCGCCUCCCCAGACUUGGCCAAGCACUCGCCCCUGGCUCUUCUGGCCGCUACCUGUAGCCGGAUCGGACAGCCGGGCGCAGCGCCCUCGGACUUCCUGCCGGUCUCCUACGACCCGACGCUGGGAUCUCCCUCCAGGAUCUUCCAUCCGUGGAGCGGCGAGAUGCCGGCGCACUCCCCGGGGGGGCUGCCGCCGCCGCACCCCAGCCUGGGACUGACCCCUCAGAAGAACCACCUGCAGCCCUCCUUCGGGGGGUCACACGAACUGCCCCUCACUCCCCCGGCGGACCCGUCCUACCCUUACGAGUUCUCCCCCGUCAAGAUGCUGCCCUCGUCCAUGGCCGCCCUGCCGUCCAGCUGCCCGCCCGCCUACGUCCCCUACGCCGCUCAGGCCGCCCUACCGCCCGGGUACUCCAACCUCCUGCCGCCCGCCCAGCCCUGCCGGCAGCUGUCACCCAACCCGCCGCCCGAGGACAUCCCCUGGUGGAGCAUCCAGCAGGCAGGUGCCCCGGGCGGCUGUGGCCACCGCUUCCCCGCGGCCGCGGCGCUGCCACGGAGCCUGGUGCUGGGACACUCGGACUUCGCCCAGUACCAGACGCAGAUCGCCGCCCUGCUGCAGACCAAGUCUCCCCUGGCGGCCACGGCCAGGAGGUGCCGCCGCUGCCGCUGCCCCAACUGCCAGUCGGCCGCGGGCAGCGCCCCGGAGGCGGAGCCGGGCAAGAAGAAGCAGCACAUCUGCCACAUCCCCGGCUGCGGAAAGGUGUACGGCAAGACCUCGCACCUGAAGGCGCACCUGCGCUGGCACACGGGCGAGCGGCCCUUCGUCUGCAACUGGCUCUUCUGCGGGAAGAGCUUCACCCGCUCCGACGAGCUGCAGCGGCACCUGCGGACUCACACGGGCGAGAAGCGCUUCGUCUGCCCCGAGUGCGGGAAGCGCUUCAUGCGCAGCGACCACCUGGCCAAGCACGUCAAGACCCAUCAGAACAAGAAGCUCAAGGCGGCGGCGGACGGCGUCAAGCGGGAGGACAGCCGCGACCUGUGACCGCCGGCAUCGGCCCGGGACCACCGGCGGCCGCCGCCCCUACGGGCCGAGCCGAGGGGCGGCGGUACCCGGGCUGAGGGCGCUCCGCCACCGGGGGCAGGGCGGCGGCGGGGAGGGUGGCCGGUUCUCGGACUCUUGUCGGGCCCGGCGAGCAGGAGCUCGGCUGCGGGCGGCCUCCGCGGACCCUCAGGCCCGGGACUGGCCGCUCGUAGGGCCCCGGCUCUGUCCCGGGACAGGUGCCCGGCCUGCCCGGAGUGCGGCUGAGCGGAGGCUGCGGGCACUGGGGCGAGAGCGGGGCCGGCCUGGCCCGGCCGCGGGGGUCGAGGCUUAGGGGCACCCGGGGGUGAGGUGGCAGCGUCGGUGUGACCCCACCAGGGCCCGGCCCUCGGUGCUUUCAGGGUAAAAGACUGAAGUUUUGUGUACAGGUUAUUUAAUAGUUAUGUUUGAAUACACGUGUUCCCUUCCGUCCUCGGCCCCGCGCGGGGACCCGCAUGAGAUGUUUCUGUAAAGCGACCCGCGACCGCAGCGUGAAAUAAACACGUUCACACCAGGGUCAGCAGGGACGGUCCCGCCGCGUCGGUCUCGUUUGAUCCUCCCCCGGGCCCCUUCCCGCCAUUUCCCGCGGGGGCGGCGGGGCGGCUCCGGCUCCAUCGUGGCGGCCUAGCCGAGCCCAGCGCACUGUGAGCUGAGAGCUGCUCGUGGUAAACACCUUUGCAAAUCCCCAUAGCUGCCUCGGACCGGCUUCGGUUUGGUGGGUUUGGGGUUUUUUUAAUUAUUGUCACUAUUUUGUUUCCUACGCAUGACGCUAAAUGAGAGAAGAAAGAAAUGCAUGGUGGGUGUGAAUAUACAGGUCAUGUUCUACAGACUGACAGAGGUGGGCAGCGGGCAGUGUCACUGCACAUCGUGUGCAUUGUGGCCUCUUCUUAGAGAUGUCUAGGCCACAGGGCCAGUCACAAGCAGCCAUUCCUGGCCUGAAGUAAUCUGUGGCACAGCAUGGCCAAAAAUGUUAACUUUCCAUAAAACUGCAGAAUAUAAGGGUGAGAUAUUUGUUAUCCUGCUAAUAGGAUGAAGUGGCAGUGACUGUCUUGCAGAGGGGCAGAAACUUGGCCCAAAACUGUUUAUAAGUACCUGUUAGAUGGUGACAGCUUUUAGGGUUCCUUAUCUCUCACUGGGCAUCACGUAAGUAUGAGUUUAGGCAUAUUUAUUUUCCAGUAAUGACUUUUCUACUGCAAGGAGUUUCCUGUUUAUUUUUUUUAACUGAAAUCUGUGUAGCCAAACAAAUGAGCAGCCUGAUCAGUAAUUUGCUAAACUUUGCAUUUUAACAGAGAAUAUGUUAAUUGCUUGUCAUAUUUUUACAAAGUCGGCUUAAUUUUCUGAUUACCUAAUGACACAGUGAAGUAAAAAGUGCCUUUGAAACUUCACCAGGGCUAAUCUGGAACCGUUCAGCUUCAGGUGAGAUCCUCUGGUGGCAAUUGUCAAACAAGCUUUGGCAUAACCCCACUGAUAGAGAUACCCUUGGCCAUGGAUUUCUGAAUCAAGAAAAAACACAGCUCAGUAAAUGUUUGUGAUGACAGGAUGUGUAAAACUGAUGAGUUUGUAUGUAUGUCAAAUACUGCCAAGAAUCUAUUCUCUCAGGGAAUAAUGAGAUGAGACAAUACCAAAAAAACCCUCAUAUCUGAAAUAAUGGGAAGUUAAUGGACAGUUACCAUGGUACAGCUCAUUAACAAUAUUUUAAUGUUUAUGAUUUUAAAUGAAUUUCCCACACCAUAUUCUUAGGGUCAACUUACUAAAUUAAGAACCAAGCAAUUAUCUUCUUUACUAUUGAAGAAUCUUCUAUAAUCUGUCCUUUAUAGAAAACCUUGUGAUAAAUAUGUUUAGCUUCAUUAGUUAGCAUUCCUUUGCCAAAGAUUUAGGCUCUAGAAGUGUGUUGUUGAGGGAUAUUAAGUAGAAGAUACCUUUAGUGUUCCAGAUUGAGCGACAGCAAGGCAGGAAAUAACUAAUGGAACUGAUCCAAAAGCCCUUAGUCAAAAAAGUCUUUGAGACAAAAGCACAUCCCAUUUGCUACUGAUGUAGGAUUUAAGUAUUUCAUCAAGAAUAACUAUGUUUCUGCUUUUUAAAAUGUUUCAUGGCAUACAGUGGCAACCUACUUCCUUUCUUUGAUAUUAAGUUACAUUAAGACUGUAGAGUUAGAGAAUUUAGGACUUUAAAUGAGAGUUUUUUUCACUAAGUAGUCGUUCCAUUCCCUGUUUGGAUUGGAACUACUUAAAAUGGACAGUAAUGGAAAGAGCCUUUAUUGGUGGCAGUACAGAAGAAAUAACAGAGUAGGAAAGGUGUCUUACAGGAUAGAAUAAUUGCCACGUGGUAAUGCCCUUUCACUGAUAAGUAAGUGCCAAGAUCAAGAUGAAGUACUAGCUGAGCUGAAGCAAUGUAUUAGAUGGUUUAGCCUGACUAAGAACUAGAGAACUGCUCCUCUUAGAGCAGGUGUAACUAGCAGAAAAUAGCCUGGUAAUUGUAGAUGUGAUGAUUUCUAAGCUGGACUGUUAUGGAAAGAUUUUUCUCCAGUUGGAAGACAGACUGAUUUUACCCAGCAUAUAAGUCAUCUGGUCUAGCCAGGCUAUUUUAGGUUCUUAUUCAUUUUGCAAGACACAACUUGUACUGAAAUCCUGAAAGUUUUACUACUCACUUAAGUUUAAGCCUGCAAGUAAUUCGGGUUUUAAGCAGAAGACCAUUGUCCAGGUAGUGCCAACACCAUGUCAAGGGGGUGGUGGUGGUAUCUGAUUAAAAAAAAAAAAAAAAAAAAAAAAAGUCAGUGGCAUUGUUGUAGCCUAUGCACCUUGUAUAUCUGUGUAAUGACCAAAUUAUAGCAUGAAAGUGCUGAAAGUGCACAGGUUAAAAAUACGUAUGGUCAAAAUUAGUUAAAAACCUGUCAUGAGAGAUGCAUUAAGUGAAAGCCCAUAGUGUCAAAUACUAAUGAAAAGUCUUAAUCUGUGAGAAUAGCACACACCAAAAAAAAAUAGGCAGAAAAUUAGUGGCUUAAGACACAAGAUAAGUAAAAGUAAAAGUUUAGAAUAUAAAAAAAAUACUUAAGGAAGCAUUAUUUCUCCAUAAAGCUCUUAAAUAGUUCAUUGGAAAAAGAGGGUAUAUCCAUCAUAGCUGUUUCAUAUUCAUCUGUAAUAGCUAACUGCUAUGAUAGCUUUUCAAUUGAAAUCAUUAAACCUUUUUAGUAGUAUGGCAUUUAAAUAUACAUGUGACCUUUCAGAUGUAUGGGUAGAGCAUUACAAAAAUAUAUUGCUUGCAUCUCAAGAAUUUAUUUCUA